AUGAAGCGCCAGACUUCAUCACCAUUACUUCCAGGAACCUCGACGCGUUCGUCCCAGAGGGUGCCCGUCCUGGCCGGCACAACUGCAUCCAACGGUGACCUGGCGAGUCUUUUUGAGUGUCCGGUCUGCUUUGACUAUGUGUUACCACCCAUUCUUCAGUGUCACAGUGGCCAUCUUGUGUGUACCACCUGCCGCCCGAAGCUCAAGUGUUGUCCGACCUGCCGGGGCUCUCUGGGAUCCAUUCGCAACUUGGCUAUGGAGAAAGUGGCCAGUUCCGUACUUUUCCCAUGUAAAUACCUCUCUUAUGGGUGUGAAUUAACUUUGCCACACACUGAGAAAGUAACCCACGAAAAGCUCUGUGAAUUUAGGCCUUACCUGUGCCCAUGUCCUGGUGCUUUCUGUAAAUGGCAAGGCUCUCUGGAUGCCGUCAUGCCCCAUCUGAUGCAUCAGCAUGAAUCCAUUACGUCCCUACAGGGAGAAGAUAUCGUUUUCCUGGCUACCGACAUUAACCUCCCUGGGGCCGUGGACUGGGUGAUGACGCAGUCCUGUUUUGGCGUUCAUUUCAUAUUAGUCUUGGAGAAACAAGAAAAGUACAACGGUCACCAGCAGUUCUUCGCAAUCGUCCAGCUGAUAGGAACACACAAGCAAGCUGAAAACUUCGCCUAUCGUCUUGAGCUCAAUAGUCCCAGGCGGCGGCUGACUUGGGAAGCGACUCCGCGCUCCAUUCACGACGGAAUUGCCACAGCCAUUAUGAACAGUGACUGCCUAGUCUUUGAUACCAGCAUUGCACAGUUUUUCGCAGAAAACGGCAACUUGGGCAUCAACGUAACUAUUUCCACGUGUUGA
Molecule: messenger RNA, 846 nt
Organism: Neomonachus schauinslandi (Hawaiian monk seal)
Lineage: Eukaryota; Metazoa; Chordata; Mammalia; Carnivora; Phocidae
Product: E3 ubiquitin-protein ligase SIAH1A-like
Exons: 1
Coding region: 1-846 (281 amino acids)
Biological process (GO): proteasome-mediated ubiquitin-dependent protein catabolic process; multicellular organism development
Cellular component (GO): cytoplasm
Molecular function (GO): zinc ion binding; ubiquitin conjugating enzyme binding; ubiquitin protein ligase activity
Source: RefSeq, a predicted model, not a curated record